Aspergillus affinis is the source of this 1059-nucleotide messenger RNA. Its product is annotated as triglyceride lipase. Lineage: Eukaryota; Fungi; Ascomycota; Eurotiomycetes; Eurotiales; Aspergillaceae. The record is from RefSeq and is a predicted model, not a curated record. The coding region runs from base 1 to 1059 and encodes 352 amino acids. Gene Ontology annotation, molecular function: triacylglycerol lipase activity. The transcript has 8 exons.
AUGGGGUAUAUGGUCACCAGACUCCGUCCGAGCGUUAAGUCUGCCAAUUCGACACUUGGUGUUCAAUUUGUGCCGAUUGCUCGUUCGCACGCGCGACUUUUCCGCUCUUCGACACGCAGGUGCAAUCCCCACGAGCAGACAAGAACUUACGCGCAUGAUCCACGGCUGGAGAGCUUAGGGAAGGUCAUCAAGGAUGAAUAUGCGGUAGUUCGAGACAGCUACGGUAUGUACUAUCUCUACUUGGAGUACCAGUAUUACUUUCGUGAUGAAUCGGCCGUUAACCGCAUGCUUGCAGAUACACCCAAGCAUCCUAUCGUCCUCGCGCAUGGGCUGCUUGGAUUCGACGAGUUGCGGCUAGCUGGUCCUUUUCUUCCUGGGGUCCAGUACUGGCGAGGGAUCAAGGAAGCGCUGUCUAUGAAAGGCGUUCAGGUCAUUACGGCGACGGUGCCUCCGUCCGGGUCUAUUAAAAUGCGCGCGGAGGAAUUAGCGAGAGAUAUCGCUGUCGGGGCGCAAGGGAAGGAUGUCAAUAUUAUCGCACAUAGUAUGGAUUUCAAUGUAAAAUCCUUGACGACCAUCGCAACGCCGCACAGAGGCUCGUCGGUUGCAGACUAUGUACUCAAGCAGAUUGGAGAUGACCGCCUUGCCCAGUUAUACUACGCUCUGGGACUACUGAAAGUUGAAACGGGAGCUUUCUCCCAGUUAACGCGGGAAUACAUGGAAAGCACAUUCAAUCCUAACACGCCUGAUGUGGACGACGUACGAUACUUCUCGUACGGGGCGUGUAUGCAGCCAAGUUUUUGGUCGGUCUUCCGCCAGUCCCAUCGGAUUCUGGAGCAACUCGAGGGGUUUAACGACGGCCUGGUUAGCGUUGCUAGUAGUCGGUGGGGAGGAGAGGCAGGUUAUAAGGGGACCCUCCUUGACGUGAGCCACUUGGAUUUGAUCAACUGGAGCAAUCGAUUGAAGUGGCUGGCUGGAGAGAUUACGGGCAAUCGGAGAAGGUUCAACGCCAUUGCACUCUACCUUGAUAUUGCAGAUAUGCUGGCGAAGGAGGGUCUCUGA